CUGGCGGUGGGUUUCUGCCGUCCACACUCACUGACACGGUCGAAUGACCCAACAACCAACACUCACUCUCGGCUGUUGUUUUUCAUCGCCAUCAGCCACUAUCCACUAUCCACCAACGCAACCAUCCUCUAGCUUUUCCCCAUGCACUACCUACUCAUAUCUGGGAGGUUGGUCACCAGACACAAGCAAGCAAGAAUUUCUCCCUGAUAUGCCUAGUCAACUAAAUAUAGCGUGGAAAUGGCAGCAGAUCAGCAACUCUGGUUUGCCACGCGAUUUGCCGGGCACCAGCCCGGGUGGGUCUCUUCGUUGAUAACUUGAUAUUAACCUUCAUUACCGGCUGGGACCAACUGACCCAGGGUCCUCCCCUCUCCACUAUCAACGCCUCUGGGCCGCGUUGGAGGGAGAACAUAAACUCUCUCCCAUCGCCUGCCCAUCGCCUGCCCAUCGCCUGCCUGCCUAUCACUUUCCGUUCGCUUGGGGACGACUG
Messenger RNA from Aspergillus uvarum CBS 121591, 487 nucleotides. RefSeq lists its product as uncharacterized. The coding region runs from base 44 to 310 and encodes 88 amino acids. The transcript has a single exon. Lineage: Eukaryota; Fungi; Ascomycota; Eurotiomycetes; Eurotiales; Aspergillaceae. The record is from RefSeq and is a predicted model, not a curated record.